AGAGCAGUAUUACAGAGAUGCCAUGGAGCAGUGUCACAGUUACAACGCGCGUCUGUGUGCUGAGCGCAGCAUCCUCAUGCCUUUCCUGGACUCUCAGACUGGGGUCGCCCAGUCCAACUGUUACAUCUGGAUGGAGAAGAGACACCGGAGUGCAGGUGUAGCUCCGGGGCAGCUCUACACCUACCCAGCCCGUCGCUGGAGGAAGAAGCGGCGUUCACAUCCCCCUGAGGACCCUCGCUUGGCUUUCCCUCCUCUCAAAGCAGCAGAGUUGGAACUGGGUAUAAAGCGUGACACAUUGGGCGCUGUGGAUGGCAGCAGCUUGGAGGCCCUGUUGAAAGGGGAGCCCCUCGACAGGAGGAGUGGGGUGUCAGCCCCCCUUGGCCCUGAGGAUGACCCAGCCACCGUGGAGCCUCCUGCCACAUCCACGGCCACUCACACGUCCUCCGGGCGCAUUCGCAAGAGAGUCCUGGACCACGAUGACUACUUGGAUGACCUGGACGAUGAAGACUUUGAGGAUGAGACUCCCAAGAGACGAGGGAAGAGCAAGUCCAAGGGUCGCAGUGACAAGAACGGCAAGAAGAAAAUGGAGGCUGCAGCUGCAGCACUGGAGGAGAGAGACAAACCUUAUGCCUGCGACAUCUGUGGGAAGCGCUACAAGAACCGUCCCGGCCUGAGCUACCACUAUACACACUCUCAUCUGGCCGAGGAGGAGGGCGAGGACCGCGAGGAGAUCGAGGCACCACCCACUCCUCGCCAGCCUGAGGAGCAGAAGACUACCAAGAAGGGUCCCAAUGGACUGGCGCUGCCCAACGAUUACUGUGAUUUCUGUCUGGGCGACUCCACCAUGAACCAGAAGACUGGCCAAUCAGAAGAGCUGGUAUCCUGCUCAGACUGUGGACGCUCAGGCCACCCGACAUGCCUGCAGUUCACACCCGUGAUGAUGGCAGCGGUGAAGACAUACCGCUGGCAGUGCAUUGAGUGCAAGUGCUGCAAUGUUUGCGGCACUUCAGAGAAUGACGACCAGCUGCUGUUCUGUGAUGACUGUGACCGAGGCUACCACAUGUACUGUUUAAGUCCCCCCAUGACUGAACCUCCUGAGGGGAGCUGGAGCUGCCACCUGUGUCUGGCUCUGCUGAAGGACAAAGCCUCCAUAUACCAGCAGAACCAGGGCUCCGCCCCCGAGUGACAUCACAUCAGUAAAUCGGACCCCGUCAGCAACGGGACCCCACACCCCCCGAUUGAAAAACAUCCGACCUCUCAGUCCGGAGCUGCAGGCUCUGUCCAGAUGUAGCUGAGCCAGAUCGCAGACCAGCUUCAGAAGCCUUCAUAUCUACAGCGUCAACGGGGAGAAACGCAAAACCAAAACAGACCUCAGAUCAGUCAAGAUGGGGAUCAAACCGCCACUAACCUGCCUACAAAGUCAAUGCAGCUUGCCGUAAAACACACACACACACACACGCACAGACACACACACACACACACACACACACACACACACACACACACGCACACACACAUGCACACACACAUGCACACACACACGAGACAGAGAGCAUGAAGUAACCAUAGUAACUGCUGUCUCCAUGGGAGCUCCCAGGAGCAAACGGAUUGGCAUCACACGCUAAUUAUCUGCACCCUGUCACCCACACUCAAAGACACAGUGUGGACUGUCAAGAUGGUUUUUUUUUUUGCCAAAAUUAUCUAUUUUUAUUCCCUGAAUGUGGGAAAAAGACAAAUUCACCAUGUGUAUUGUCCAGGAUUAUUCUUAUUAUUGUCAUUAUUAUUAUUGUUCUUGUUGUAGUGGACUCGUGUGGUGGCGUUUGUCCGUGGACUUCUGUCUGAUUCAUCGCAUUGGUCAUCUUUUGAAGAGGUUCCCUGAAGGGAUCCGCUCAGUGCCAAGGUCCAUCAUAUGAAAAUACACACGUCACACAGAAAGUCGUCACUAUCACCAAGGGUUUAGCCUUGUGUUUCAUUUUAAUUCAGCAGGACGAUGACUUUGACUUGUUAAAGCUCUUAGCACAAAACUUCGGGCCUCGCUACUUUAGGGUUUUUGCUGCGAAACCAACCUUUUAUCGCUGAUUCUGUUACUGGAUCUAUGAGUUAGUUAAACCGAACGCUAGAGAGCUGAGCAUGUAAUGUAGGUGGGCCUCCUUAGAUACAACACAUUUUAGUAUAAUGUCAUUUUUCAAACUUUUCUCUCCAUCAGACAAAGCUAAAAUUCUCUUAUUUUGAAUAACCCGAGUCAGAAACUGAUAGCAGAUCCAUGUUUUUAGCCAACACACAAGACUCGUGACCAUGAAGUUGCAUCCGUUUCUCAAAGAUGUUUUUGUGGUAGCUUUCUAGAAACAGUUCGACAGUGACAUCGUCCUUCACCAGUGAUUGUAAACAGCUGCUGUCAGAGUGACGACACACAGAACCAUUAACCAACUGUAGCUGCUUUUAUCAUUUGUCACACUGAGGCAGAUUUGCAUGCAGACUGCACCUGUACGAAUGCGCACACACUCACAUCACAAGUGGUUUUUGUCAUAUUGUUUGUAACUUUUUUUUUUUACAUUUUAUAUUACCUGAUAAUCCAUUGGUAUUGGGAGUUUUUCUAGUAGAAUUUUGUAAAGUCUAUCGUAUAGCAAACACUUCAAGUAUAUAGCUCCUAAUACAUUCUAUGUACUGUAUUGACUUUUUAUAUUUUUGUUAUGACUGUGACAUGUUUGAAUUUAUUUGAUUAUUCUGAAAUGUCAGACCUCCAUUAUGAGUAUUUGUAAAAUUAUGUACUUUGUUGUACUAUUUUUAUUUUUACAUUUAUUUGGUAUGAAAGCCAAUUUAGCCUGACUGAAAUAAAAAUCACUUUGAA
Molecule: messenger RNA, 2848 nt
Organism: Paralichthys olivaceus (Japanese flounder)
Lineage: Eukaryota; Metazoa; Chordata; Actinopteri; Pleuronectiformes; Paralichthyidae
Source: RefSeq, a predicted model, not a curated record